AUGGCGGGAGCAGGAUCGAGUUAUCCCCCGGCGGGCUACCCGGUUGUGGCUAACCCGGUUCCACAAGGCGGCGGCGGCGUAGGCGGAGGAAUCGUGGUGGUGGGCCCACAAUUCUGCGCACCCUAUCCGGUUGAUCUCAUCAUCUCCCGGAAGCUCAUGACCCUGGCGGAAGGCAGCUUCGGUGUCACCGACGUUAAUGGCAACCUCAUGUUUAAGGUUAAGGGCAAAUUCUUCAGCCUACGGGACCGUCGCGUCUUGCUUGACGCCGCCGAUCAGCCUCUCCUCUCCUUCCAACAAAAGAUACUGACUGCACAUAGGAGAUGGAAAGUUUUCAGAGGAGAUUCCUCAGACGAUAAGAACCAGCUUUUCAGUGUUAGAAAGUCUUCACUCUUCCAGUUUAAAACCAAGUUGGAUGUGUUCCUGGCUUCUAACACCAAAGAAGAUGUUUGCGACUUCAGAAUCGAAGGCAGCUGGUUUGAAAGAUCUUGCACUAUCUAUGCUGGAGAGUCUUCUACUAUUAUCGCUCAGGUAUUUUUUUUAACUACCUUUGAAAUCCAUUUCUUUGAUUGCGCUUCGACCAAAGUCCUUAGCAUUUAGGUUUUUCUGAUUAGUUAAACAUUGUCAUAAACUGUGAUGAUUUAAAGCUUUCCUUUGCUUUCACUGUCGAUGAGAUGAUCCUCUGAUGUCAACUGUGUUUGCAUUGUCAAAUGGUCAUAUAAUAGUAGACGAUAACCACCUAAGGUUUUUUUUUAUCACUUUUACUAUUAAGUUAGAUAUUUGAUCACCUCAAGCAUACAUAUAGUUAGCUGGCGGUAAUUUUAACUAUUUGUGUUUUGUAUUUACACACUUUAUCAACAAUCCAAAUUAAUAUUGUCUUUUUGAACAAUUUGUCAAUACACAGAUGCACAAGAAACACAGUGUUCAAAGUAUUGUGCUAGGGAAAGAUACAUUUGCGGUGACUGUAUACCCAAAUGUGGAUUACGCUUUCAUAGUUGCCCUCGUUGUGAUACUGGAAGAAAUUAACGAGGACAGGGAUGGAUCCGACUGAUCUUGCAUUCAGGCAUGAUCACCACUGCAUAGUUGUAGUAUUGGGAUAAAGGCAGUGGUUAUUGUUAUUUAAUGUGUGAUACUGAGUUAGAUUUUUGAGUGACCUUGAGCAUGUUUUUUGUUUUUUUUUUUCUUUAUCAAAAUCUACGAAAUAACGAGGGAGAAAUGAAGCAUGUAGAUAUAUGUUGCAAAACAGAUUUGAUUGUAUGCAUAUUGUACCUACCUUGUGUGAUGGAUUUUGUUCCCUUCCUUUGCCAUUUUUUAAAGCUCUUGUUUACCUUUUCAUAAUGAUAGAGAAGGGAGGGAUUUGAUCACUUAUGGUUUAUGUUUUUAAUAACUUAGUGUGUGCGAGGGGCGAGAAGAGCAGAAUUGGGUGGCGGGGAUUACUUUAUUAUUAUUAUUAUUAUUUUUGUACAAAAGGGGAUGCAAUCGCCUUAUAUUAAUACGUUACGCAGGUAAGAUACCCUAGUCAUAUUUGGUCGCUAUCCCUGCAAGGCAAUCGGCCGCAAAGUUGGCUUCUUGGUGGACAUGGUUUACUGAUACCGACCAAUUUCUCGCCAAAAGUUCCCUUAUCCCUUCAAUCAGGUCCAUGGACACCAGUUAGUUGAGCUCCAUUAAGGACUAUACUGACUGUUGUUGUGCUAUCCAACUCCGCGAUGACCCUUAUUUCCCCCAUAUCCCAUGCCUGUGUAAGGCCCUGUUACAACCCCCAUAGCUCAGCCCCCGUCACCGUAGUUGCCUCGAUAUUCAAGGUAAAGCCUUGCAUCCACGUCCCAUCUGAGUUUCGGAUUAAACCUCCAGCCCUUGCUUCACCAGUGGAGGAGUCAUAAGUAUCAUCCGAGUUUACCUUUACCCAGUCAGGCGGCGGAGGAUCCCAUCUUAUCAUUCUAUGUUUCCUUUUUCUGCCCUCACCUCUAAUUUUUAAGUCUCUGCUUCUGGCCGCCACUACUUCGUCCACCUUGCGUCUGAUUUCUUUCAGCUUGAACCCAAUCGAAUGCCUGGUGUCGGAGAAGACUAAAUCGUUUCUCCACUGCCAGAUUUUCCAGCAGGUUAGGCCAAAGCAUAACUACCUACUGAUCUCCCUAAUCUCUGGAUUGUCUGAGCAUGUUGUUCAACAUCCAAUCCUAAAGGUCCUCCUGGUAAAAGCUAUCAAUUCUCAUCCCAUCAACCAAUAGGUUAUUUCAGAGUUUGCAUGAGUAGCUGUAGUCUCGAAGUAUGUGGAUUAUUGAUUCAUCUGUCAUCCCACAACAAGGACAAGAGGUAGACGGAGCCAUAUGGCGUUAGUUCCUCUCUAAAUUGGUCAUCAAACGGCCUCUAGCCGCCAAAGACAGGUUUUGACUCUUUCCGGACCUAGCCACGUCCAAAUGGCUCUCCAUAAUGGCGAACCUCUCCUUUCCGAUUGAUUCUCCACAAUUCCAUAAGCUGACCUUGUGGUAAAUCCGCCGUGUCCAGAGAGUGACCAACCACACUUAUCCUUUCCUUGUCUUGGGUCCGGCGGUAGCGUCGCCGCAAUCUUCAUCAGGAUACGGGCAGGGAGCAGGUGCUCGAACUUUGCCCAAUUCCAGCAGCCUUCAUCUGAUAAGAAAUCACACACUUUAUAUUGCAAUUGUUCCACUGGUAUAGGCAGUAAAGCCACAUCUUGAAGGGAUUUUGAGCUUUGUCCAUGGAUCCUUCCAGAACGGGAUCGUUUCCCCAUCAUUGAGAGUCCAAUGAAGCUCUUUCAUCAGAGGGAUCCAAGUUUUUGCAAUGGAACGGCAAAUGAUAGAGCUGUUUGAGGGGGAUAGCGGCCCGAAUUUUUGAAGCCCAAAUUAGCCAUAUUUCGCCUUAUAUACUCUAACCCACAGGGCGCCAAAGUCAUUGAGCAGGGCCCAACCCAACUUCAUUAUAAAUGUACAGUUCAUAGACUGUAGUUUCUUUAAUCCAAGCCCACCUACUUCCUUGGGCUCACACACCUCCUGCCAACCCACCAGACUAAGCUUCUAAUCUUCAUUAUCACUCCCCAAAGGAAUCGCGGGCAAAGCUUCUCGAUUUCCAAGCAAGUGCUCGCCAGAAUCAUAACUAUUUGCAUAUUUUAGAAGGGCAAGGUAGAAAUCACUUACUUGAUCAAGGUAAUUCUUCCUGCUAAGGAGAGGCUGGAGGCCUUCAGACUGCCCAAGAUUGAUCGAACUUUGUCCAACACACCAGCAAAGGUAUUACGAUUAAGCCUUCCAUGAAUUACUAGAGCUCCGAGGUACUUGCCUAAGUCUGAAACCAAUUUGAACCCCAUCUUCCUGGCCAAACCUCUACUUGUUCUCCUGUGAACAUUUCUGGAACAGAAAACUUGAGUCUCAGGCAUACUGAUCUUCAUUCCCGAAGCGUCGCAAAAUUCCUUCAACACCGAGUUUAACAACACUUGUGAUUCUGUUGCUUCUAAGAACAGCAAAAUAUCAUCUGCAAAUAGGAGAAAUGGUAGAGGUAGCUUCGAUCUUCCAAAACAGAGAGGUAUCCAUGAGCCUUUCUCAACUUCUUUUGCUAUGGCAUGUCCAAGUCUUUCAAUACAUAGGACAAACAAAGGCGAAAUAGGAUCACUUUGUCUAAUGCCACGGUUCUGUUUGAAUACUCUGGAGGAUUCGCCGUUCCAUUGUAUCUGUAUAGAUGCUGAGGUAAUACAGUUCAUUACUCCGUCCACAAUUAAAUCCGGAAGCCAGCCUGUCUCAUUGUAUCCUGGAUGAAUGGCCACUUUAUCAUAUCAUAGGCUUUCUCUAGGUCGAUCUUGACUGCCAUGUAACCCUUUUUUCCUUGCUUUGUACGCAUGGUGUGGAUAGCUUCCUGGCCUAUAACGAUGUUAUCCGAGAUCAAUCUUCCCUGGAUAAAGCUUGCUUGAGCCGGGCCAAUUAUUCCCGGAAGUGAUGGUUUGAUUCGGUUGGCCAAGACUUUGGCGGAGAGGUUGUAAAUCACGUUGCAAAAGCUUAGAAGCCGGAAUUGUCUAAUAUUCUCCGGGUUUUCAAUUUUUGGAAUGAGCACAAUUAGUGUCUGGUUCAUUGCUACCACACUAUUACCGUCGUGGAUGGUUGCCUUCACAAAGUUGCAAACUGAUUGCUUCACCACUGGCCAUUUACUUUGGAAAAAGAGGGGGUGGAGUCCGUCCAAACCCAGUGCUUUGAUUGGGUCCAUUUCCUUCAACGCCUGCAAAAUCUCCUUGUCCUCCACCUGUCUACUCAUAAACUGGACAUCCACCGGUUGGAGGGCAGGGAAGCAAUCCCUCACUCUAUAAGUAACCGGCUCUGAUGGCGGUCCAGUGUACAAAGAUUAGAAGUACUCCACCGCCAAUUCACGCAGAUCUUUUUGAUUAUCUACCCACCGCCCCUUGUCAUUUUUUAACGUCACAAUUCUAUUCUUUUUCCUCCUUCGUUUGAGAAAGGAGUGAUAGAAUUUUUAAUUUCCAUCUCAGUACAAGGUAGAGUCUCUAUUUGCUUUUUGAUCAUCAGGAUCUCUUCCUGAGCCAGCACCUCAUCUAAUUCCUGCACUAGAUCAACUUCCAACGCAUCCAACUUAGCAUUUGUGUAAUGUUCCUUGGCUCUUUGGAUUCCCCCCAAUCGUGCCAAUAGUUUUCCUUCUUCUGGAAUAUGUUGCCAAAGGUAGAUUGAUUCCAUUUGGCGGCUGAGAUGGCAAAUUCCUUCGAAGUACUCACAAAUUCUGCACCCGGUUGCCAAUGGCUCCUAACAAGUCUGUCAAAAUCGUCAUGGAUGAGCCAUGAUGCGAAAAAUUUGAAGGGCUUCCACCUAUUGAGUCCACUACUCUGGCCCUUGCAUAUGAUCAUGAUUGGCCAAUGAUCAGAAUGGACCCUUGGUAGAUGGGUGAUGAUUGCUUCCGGGAACAUGUCCUGCCACAACUCAUUGCUCAGGAACCUAUCUAAUUUUUUCAGUAAAUCCCUCCUCUUCCAUGUAAAUUUUGUCCCAGUGGUUGGAAACUCUUGCAUUUCAGGCCUGAAAACCCAGUCACAAAACCAACGGCAUGGGCCACUCCCAUUUACCACGCCACCCUUCUUCUCGACACUCUUUAGAAUACAAUUCCAAUCACCGCCCAGUAGCCAUGCCUUCUGGGAUCCAUUCGCUAAUUUUGUUAAUGCCGGUCAUAAUUCUCUUUGAAUACAUGGAGUAGGGCUCGCAUAAACGAAGGUACAUAAGAAGUUUUUGGUCCCUCUUCGAAUCCUCGUAUGCACACAUUGUUUGUGGCAUUCCAGUAUUUCCACAUCUAUAUAGUCACUCCACAAAAUCUAGAUUCCACCAAAAAAUCCCUGCACUUCUACUUUGAAGGAUCAAUUAAAUCGGCUCCUCCUUAUAAAAUCAUCGGCCUUAAUCCCACUGAUUCUGGGUUCUAAGACUGCCACAACAUCCGACCUAUUCACAGCAACCAUCAACUCAAAAGCUUCCUGAAAUUUUUCAGACCAUGCACCCUGCACAUUCUAUGAAAUAAUACUUGUAUUCAUUAAUAAACUAUUAUUCAUGCGAAGAUACACACCUUAAUUAUCAGAGAUAGCCACCGCAUUAACGGCAGCUUCAUCCUCCAUCAGGCAGUCUUCCUCCGACGGUUCCUGUCCCUCCAGCACCAUUGAUUCAACAACAGAUGUCAGUAUACCUCCCGCAAGGUCCGGCGGAAUGUCAUCGUCGAUCAGAUUGGAAUUCAUCGUGUCCACCAUCAACACUUCAUUGUUUUUAGCAAUAGUUCUGGUAAUAGAGGAAGGGGGUGGGUUAGAAUUGUUACGGCUUGGUGUUUCAGUUGGUCAAGUGAGGAUAUGGCAGGUUGUACAUGUCGGCCGAGGUGGGUUGGGGUUUCUGUUGGACUGGGAGAGGUGACUUUUGUUGGCUCAUUGUAAACAGGUUGGUCUUUAGGGGCGUUGGGAUGGACAUUUGGGUUGGCUAAUGGGUUAGGGACAUAUAGGUCGUUUGGUGGGCUGGUGGAAUUGGGUAUUUGAUAGUGACUAGGGGUAGACUUAUCUGAUGGCCCAUUUGGUCUUGUUUUGUUCUGGGUGGCUACGUUGACUUCUGGUUCUGGUACGUCAAGCAUCUUCCACUCAUGAUUUUUCAUUAUUUUGCCCCGUGAACUUGAUUUUCUAGUCCCAAGGACAGAUGGUGACGGAGUGGUUGCAGUGCGCUUCCCCUUUGCUUUGUCUGUUGGGUUUUCACCAAUUUCAAUUGGGAUCGAUGGUGAAUCCCCCUCUUCCCCAGAAAGGUCCAACAAAACGUCAAAUCUGGAGGUGUGACUAAAUAACUGGGUCCCUCUUGGUUCACAUGAUGCCUCUCCGACUGGGCCUUAGGUUUUCCUCUUCACGACACAUCGGCUCACUCCUCCAUGGUGGUAGUGGUUUGACCAGUACCACCAGAUUCCUUCGGAAUCUUUGGCCGGUGUUCCGGCUGGUUGGGAAUACCCAGUGGUUUGGCGACUUCCGGUUGCUUGGGCUGGAAAUAUGGAUCCUAUUUGGUGGCCCACUCGACUACUGGAGACGCAAGGAUGGGGGACAUUCUCGUACUCCACCUUCUAUAAUCUACCCCUCAUAUCAACUUCUGUCACCAACGGUUCAUCUAAUUCAAUCUUGACAGCCAUUCGUGCAAAGCGUCCCCAUGUCUUCGUAGCAGUCUGUUGGUCUAUGUGUUUCACUUUACCCAGGGCUCUCCCAAUCUUCUUCAGGAAGGACUGAUUAUAAUGAUGCACUGGAAGGCCUAGAAGUCUAGCCCAUACAAUCGUCGCCUUAACUCGGCUAGUGGCUGCAUUAAAGGAGCUGUCCCAAGGUUGAACAUACAGGUAAGUGUUGAGGAUUACCCAGGGGUCAUUGUUCAACACUCUGUACAUGUUUUCUUUACAUCUGAACUUGAUUAGGAAAAAAUCUCUUACCUGAUCCAUAAUCGCAAUACAAUAUGUGAUUUGCCAUAAGUCUAGAAGACGGUGGCACAAGUUUGGAGAGAGUUUGAUCUUCCCAUCUGUCGAAGGACUAACAUGUCCUUCCAUUGAUCUACCAGCUGUUGUUCCAGUCUGUCUGAGAUCUCAAUUCUCGCCUUCCCUCCAUCCUUGGUGAGAAUUACAUCAUCAUCACCAAUCUCCAAUUCAUCAUCGACAUCGAACAAGGAGUAGUCUAACCCUCUCAUGAUUUUAUCUCUAAAACUCAUGGGUGUGGGGUUGGAAGACUCCUUAUCGGCUCCAUAUCUGGGCUUCUUGAUAGAUUUGAUAUCAAUCAGGAGUGGGGGGCAGUGGAUUCUUUAGUUACUAGGUUGGAUUCUGAUUUCAUGUUGGGAUGGGUUAAUCGUCCUCCCUCAGGUACAAAGUUGGCCGGUGAUGAUGUCAUGUGUUGGAAGAGAGAGUUUUCUAGAGAGAGGGACCUUUCAGAGAGAGACUUUUUUUUUUUUAUCUGCUGUCAUAUAAAAAAUUUGGACCGUUUCUCGAUUUGUGCAUGUCAUACUGGGGAAGCCGAACCUUAGCGUACAAAAAUAACUCCUAGGGCGGAGCUGAACACGGCUAGUUUAAGACCAUUUUCUGAGAUGUCAAAAGAGAGGGCGGACAAAAUAUACAAUCCAUGACAGAGAUUACUUAAGUAAACGUAAUAUCACAUUUAAAUGAUAUGGGCUAUACAAAAAACGGCCCAAUCUUCUUUAUGGAUAUCCAUCGAGUAGAUUAAAGUUAGUCCCUCCAAAUGAAAGGUUCAAUUCAAAGUUUUCAUCAGCACUACUGUAAAGAAAAUACUAGGCACCAGUUUAAAAUAAAGUUGAUUAAAAAAUGUGUUCUUAUAGAUGGU
Messenger RNA from Oldenlandia corymbosa var. corymbosa, 7813 nucleotides. NCBI's taxonomy places the organism in Eukaryota, Viridiplantae, Streptophyta, Magnoliopsida, Gentianales, Rubiaceae. The record is from the annotation of a GenBank genome assembly.